CCUGUGGACCACAGUUCUUCAUAGACAGGAGUAACCAGGGCAGGUUUCCUGGAACCUAUGGGAUUUGAUUUCAGUUACUGUGUAAAAUUUGAAGGAGGAGAAAACAUGCUGGAGGGAAUGAUGCACACAGUGAAUCACCACCAAUGUGGAGAACUGAAAGUAUGUUAAUUAAUGCCUGAUUUUUGGGGAGGAGAAGAAGGGAGACAUAAGGAAGUCUAUGAUCAAUAGGAAAAGGUAGUCACUGGGGAGCAAAAAAGAGAAGACAAGAUUUGAGAAGGAAGGUGCACUUCUAAUACAGCCAUGGAAACUUGGUCAGUUGAUCAGGUCUGCAGUUGGUUGGUGCAGAAAAAUUUAGGAGAACUAGUUCACAGGUUUCGAGAGGAAGAAGUGAGUGGGGCUGCUCUGCUCGCACUGAAUGAUCGGAUGGUUCAGCAGCUGGUAAAGAAGAUUGGACAUCAGGCAGUUCUGAUGGACCUAAUUAAAAAAUAUAAGCAAAAAAAUGAAGAACUGACACAACCUUCUGAAAAUUCCAGAGUGAUAAUCCCAUCAAAGCAAGCAGAAGCAGUCCAUCACAGCAUUGAUAAGGACUUCUAUAAUUCCAUCAGCAACGCCCAGCUGGAGACAUCUUUUCAUCCAAAUGAAAACUUUGAUGUUGGACUAAUUGACCAAAGGGUUCUGAAACAAAGAAAAAAUGUGAAACAUCUUCUAGCAAGGAACAAGGCACUACAGUGGACAAAAUCUUAUAUUUUACCGGACUUCCCAUAUGAUGUCAAAUGCAUGUUAACUGAGCAAAAAUGUCCAGAUCACAGCAUGAGGAUAAGGAUCAUUGAGUUUUUACAAGCAGACAUGACAAAGUAUCUCGAAGGAUCAUUGUACCCAACUACCCAACAGUACAAUGAUGUUGUCAAUGCCCUGCUUCAGGCAUACCCAUUCCUUGAUGAAGAUGGCAGUGGUUUUUUUCUGUGGAAACGAGCACUCAAAGACCGCUUCAAAUAUGUUCGGAGACCCAUAGAAGAUGAUGAGCAGGUGAUGAGGAAUAAGUGUAAAUUUGGCCACAGAAAAGGACAGACAAGGAAAUCUCUCACAGAAAUCAGGCAUGAAGAAAUUCAGAUUGUCCAGAUCAAAGAAGAAGAUGUUUAUUUAGAUUCUGAGGCAGAUGAACAUAUUAACUGGUUCCAUCAAGAAUAUGUCAAAGCCGAAAAGAACUGGGUAGAAAUUGACAACAGGAUGAGCCAGACUUUGGAAAUUCGAAGAAAGAUGAUUAACAACAAGACACCUUUGAAGGAAAUUCUCAAAAUGUUUCCUUUCUUGAAGUGUCCUUAUCAGCUAUUCAGAGAAUUCCAGCUGCUCACCAGAACUGACAUUUAUAAGAAAACACGACAGAUUUUGGAGACCUAUUCAGAAAACAUACUGACCUCUUUUUCAGUGGUGGAAAAUCCAAUCACAGCUAUGUUGCAUGAGAGAAUGAAGCAGUUUACAGAUGAAGACAUCCUAAAAUAUAUGAAGAUGACAGCCACAUGUUUACUUCUACCAGAUGUUUUUGGUGAUGAUCCCACCCUAUUUGCUGUUGUGAAUGAAGAGGUGCAAGUGUCAACACCAGUCUUAAAAGUUAAAAACCCUUUCAACAUCAAUGCUUGUGAAUUUACUCUGUACCUUGAAAAAGAAAAACUGACCCAAGUGGAUGACUGCACCAUGGCCCUGGCUGUUCUCAUAGCUGCAUUUCAUGUGUUUGGUGUGCAGUACCCAAGAAGGUUGUAUCACACACUGAACUUUUUAGACACGCUGAUCUUUGAUAUGAGCAGUCCACAUUUUCCUUCUAUUAGAGAAAUGGGAAAUAAUGAAGAACUUCAACAGCCACUCAUUUAAUAACACCCAAAGUACUGUCUUAGGAAUGCCUGUGAAACUUUCUUUUCAAAGUAGAUCGAUUUGUUGUGCAGGGGGCAGAUACUAGAGUAUUGUUGACUAUGUAUAUUUAUAUUAGAGAAGUGUUCAUGGUAUCUGAGUUUUACGCCUCAUUCAUUUUUUCUUACAAUUUAAAAGAUUAAGGUAAUUUUUUAAUGACAUUCCAUACUUUAAUGACUCUGGGAUCUCAUCUACAGACUGCAAACCACCUAAUGCCUUCUCAUUCUGUGCAGUUCUUGUCUGUAUCAUUCCACAGGGAACUGAUCCAAUGUGCUGGAGAUUUCCCUUUAGGUUUUCCUUGCAGUGUAUAUUAGCACAUCACUUAGACUGUCCCAUCUUAUCACUCCCUCUUGCUACAUGACAAGCCUACCUCAGCAUGACACAGUGGAAAGGGAGCUGGAUUUAGAGGCAGAGGACCUGAGUUUGAAUCCUGGUUUUUCUGCUUAUUAUCUGUGUGACCUUGGACAGCACUUGUCUGGGCCUCAUUUCCCUGAUCUCAAAGAAAUAUUAUUAUAUUCAGGCUGAAUUUUAACCAAGCUUGUUGUUAAAAGUUUGAAUUAUAAAAGAAAACUCCGAUGUAAAUGUGACUCACUGAGGUGGGUAUUCUAUCCAAAGAUGCAGAUUGCCACCCUCCACCUCUCACCUACAUGACUGGUCAUGCUGUAUCACCCUCGCUUAUCCAUGCCUUCCUUCAGGUUCAAUGCAGAGGGUUCAGGCAUUGGCCUUUCUCUAAGUUCUCAUAUCAUGAAGAUGCUGAUAGAACAUGAAGACUACCUAAAUAUUAUAUCCCUCACCACGUGGCCAUCGACAGUAGCAGGGAGUGGAUCAGUGACUUCAUCAAUGGGAGCUCCCAGGCUCUCUACCAAAGCCAGCCAGCACUUCCUUUGUAACUUAUAAUCUUAGAGUUGCCUAAAGCCCUGAGAUGCUUAAUGUUCAGAUUCACAAAGACACUAUGUGUAAGAGAUGGGACUUAGUCCUCCUGGUUCCAAGGCCAGCUCUCUUCUCUGACCAGUUGAGUCCCUGAAGACAUUUCUACCUUAAAUAUCUUUUGUGUCAAGGUUUGCUGCCCUCUCUAUUCUUUCACUCUGCGGCCAUGCAAACUUAUUUCACUCUCCUUACCAUGGAAUUUGAUGCCUGUCUUAACAGGAAACACAUAAGAGAUCCUUGCCUGAGCUGUCGCUGUUAGCAAGAUUACCACAUUGUCUUGUAUAAGCUAUAUGUCUACAUUAUACGUGUCAUAUCCCCAUUACUAUAUUGUUAGCUCUCUGAGUGCAAGCACUAUGUUGUUUCGUCUUAGUAUCUCUAUACCUUGCACGCAUUAGGCGCUUAAUAAAUGUUUGUUGAACUGAGUUGCAUUGAGGUCUCCUUGUUGGCAUGUCUGUUGUUCACGUGGUAUACUUGGAUUCUGAAUUGUUUCCUGGAAGCGUAACUCCUCUGCCUUGUGGUACUUUUUAGUUCUUGUGAAAUUGAGAGCUCCUGUUUAUCUGCCCGUUUCCUGACCCAGCAUCCUGUCGUUCUACUGGACUUUUGAUAUUUAUGUAUGUCCUUAAUUCUGCUCUGCCUAACUGGUUUCAACCUACUCUCUUGUCUUGAUAUACCUUAACUAUGUGUCCCUACCUUAUAGACUUUCUUCUCUCCCAAUCCCACUUCCACAUCGGCUACCAGUUUGAUUUUUUCCUAUGCCUAUCCCUCCUCUCCUGCCCUGACUUCAUCUGCUGUUCCUAUACCCACAGCCUGAUGUUGUCCAUAGUCUAAUGCAUUUGUUUGGAAUAAUGGUUUCCUUCCUUUCUCCUCCAUUUUGUUACUGCUUAUAAGGAAUUCUGAGAUUAUAUUUGUUGGAGAUGGGUGAUGAGUGGGAGGUUAUAUACCAGGACUAAUGUAUUUUCACUGUUUUAAAAAAAUGAUAUUUCACCAAGGAAAACAAUUUCUGACAUUUCCUCUUUAUUACAAAAAUGGUAUUGUUAGUUACUACCUUGUAACUAACAAGAAGAUGCAAAACUGUUUUGAAAUGUGAUUUACACAUUUGAAUGUGUCAUAAACAUCGUUUCCUGGAUCACAGAUCCCCUUUGGUAGUCUGGUGAAACCCAUGGGUCCUUUCUUAAUGUUCUUAAAUGCAUAAAAUAAAAUACAAAGGAUACAAGAGAAACCAAUUGCAUUGAAAUAAUUAUCAAAUAUUGAAAACAAGUUAACAGUCCCUUUAGAUUAGAUUUACAAACCCUUGAAUUAGAUUUUAUUUACUAAUUUAAAAAAAUUCUUAGGCUGAAAAGAUGAAAUAAAAUGUAUGAAAUUUGGAGGAAAUAACAGAUAUUCAGGACUUCUUUCACUGGAUUGUAGUGACAAAUCUUGUAUCAUUAUGAUUGCUUUUAAACUCAAGGGACCCUGAGUUCUCAAAGGUUAAGCCAGCAGAGCACAAGCCCAGUCAGUGAUGGACCAUUCUGAGUCUGGAGAUACCUAUCACUAGGUUGAUGAGUGAUCACUGGUCAACUCUCAGUAGGAGUAAUGAAUUAUUCAGCCAUACCAACUCUCAAAAAUCAUCUACCAAGUCAAAGGAAGGCUGUAGCAUACAUCAAUGUUGGGAGAGCCCAUGGUAACAAAAAUCACAGGUCCUUGCAAUAUAAGUAUAAAACUGCUUUAAGCAAUUAAGAGAAUCAUCAAUUCUUUCUAAAAAAGGUCUUUGCCUAAUAACUUAAUCAUGAGAUAUUUCAGAUGAAAGUAUCAGUCACUGAUUCUUGUUGAGAAGAUACAUCUACUACAAAUCACCCCUUAAUUCAAGGGUUCUUAAUAACUUUUCUUGUGUCAAAGCCCCUUUUAACAGGCUGGUGAAUCCUACAGGUCCCUUCUCAGAAUGAUGUUUGCAAAUGCAUAAAAUAAAAUGCAGAGGAUCAUAAAGAAAACUGUCAUGUUGAAAUGAAGAUGCAAUCUUUUUUUUUUCAUCCAAGAUCACUGACCCUUUGUAAUCUAUUCAUGGACCCCCACCCUGCACACCAUCCCCAAGUUAAAUCUUAUUUGGUUAUUCCAAGACAGAAUAUAUACACUGUCUGCAAUAUAUUAUCAUGACAGGCUACCCUUUGCUCCUAAUACACUUUUUUAUUGUCCCUCCAUGACAAUAUCUUCACUUUCUCUUGUUUCACUCUCAUCAGGACCCUACUAUUCCAGAUUUUAUGUGUCCGCAGAUCUAUAAAAGCAGUUAUUUGAGUAUACAAAUCUGAACAUGUAAAAAACAAAAAAAACCUCACUGACAUCUGUGCAGUGAAAUGAAUUGGAUGCUGCAAACUCUUUCCACUGACCUUGUUUUACCUUUCCUGUCAAAGACAUCCAUGUAUCUCAAUCCUCUUCCCCCAGUUUACCUUGUUAACCAGUAUGUAGACUUCCAGAGCAGGGGAUUCUUCAUGUUUGAGGCCAGGGCUCUAGGUAGCCCUUCAUUCUUAUGAGCUGGGGCCUAAUGUCCCUAUCCAAAGAGAUGAAGGUGGAAACAGAGGGAUGCUGAGUAUAUAACAACUGAAGGCCACAGCAAAGGAAUGGAAAUGCCAGCCAGCUUUUGUGGCUGAACUUGACUCAUCUGGUUUCUCUCUGGUGCUUGGUGCUUCCUGUUAACGUUUCCUCUCUGAAAAAAUGUGUCAAAGUAGAUCCUGAAGGAAGUGAAGUCUCUCUGUUUCCUCUCCCCGUAUUCCCCUUUCUUCAGACAUCCCAAAUCCUGCAGCACUGCUAAGGAGAUGUAUGGACUUAAAGUGCAUGUGCUACCUUGAUGAGUCAGAUGAGUCACAAAACACCGAUUAGAAUAAAUGAAACUUUGGAAUAAGAAGCCGUUUCUGAAAUGUCUUUAAGCCACAGAGAAAGCCCGCCAGGUGGAUCAAUUUCACUGCCUAUGAUUAGAGUAGAAGAGCACAUCACUUAAGUAUAGGCAGUGUGACAGACAACUGGGAGUGGUUUUAGAUUUGUGACCCAGCCAUCAGUCUUCCAUCUCCACAGCAUGUUCCUGCUCUUCUGCUGUGACAACCUCUCUUAAAAAGCAUACAAAUGUGAAAAGGCGUCUCCAAUUCAGAUUUUAUUUCAUGUCAGAAGAUAUAACAAGUGUAAUUUGAAUGUACAAAUUCUGAACAAAAUGUUUUAAAAAAAAGUCAUUGAUGCAAAUUCAUGCAAGGAAAUGAAUGGGGUACUGCAGGCUAUUUCACUGACCCUGUUUUACCUUGUACUAUAGCAGAUGAAAAGGGCUGCUAAGAGACCCCCUCAGAAGUCUUCAAAGGAAGUACUAUAUUAGCAGCGCUGGAGAUAUCAAAGAAAAUUUUAUACUAGAA
Molecule: messenger RNA, 6197 nt
Organism: Phascolarctos cinereus (koala)
Lineage: Eukaryota; Metazoa; Chordata; Mammalia; Diprotodontia; Phascolarctidae
Gene: SAMD3
Product: sterile alpha motif domain containing 3
Molecular function (GO): protein binding
Source: RefSeq, a predicted model, not a curated record